AUGGAUACUUUGGCUUGGAUGGAUGCCGCGUUACAAAAGGCUGAAGAAUCUCUACGAGAGGGUGAGGUUCCUGUAGGCUGUCUGUUUGUGUACAACAAUGAGGCGAUCGCAACAGGCAACAAUACAGUGAACGAGACCUGUAACGCGACUCGCCACGCGGAGAUAAAUUGUAUCGAUCAAGUGUUGAGGUUCUGCAAGGAAAAGCAGCUGGAACAUGAGACGGUAUUUCGUAAUCUCGACGUAAUCGUCACGGUGGAACCGUGCAUAAUGUGUGUGUCGGCGUUACUUCAACUACGCGUACGCAGUAUUGUGUAUGGCUGUGCGAAUGAUCGAUUUGGCGGUUGUACUAGCGUCCUCGAGGUGCCGAACUUUUACGAUCCGAAGAUAACGAUACAAGGAAAUGUGAAGGCGGACGAAGCUAUGAAAUUGCUUAAAAACUUCUACAAAGGCACCAAUCCAAACGCGCCAGAGUCAAAAGUCAAAAAGGGCCGUAAAUCGAAGGGAAUUCUCUUAACAGAUAACAAUUGAUUUUCCUCGUGUUACGCGUUUCUUUUACGCGUUUAUGUUUGUACGAGACUAAUUUAUAUUUAAUGUAUAUCAUUCCAAUAAGUGUAAAAUAUUGAUUUCAUUCUCAAUAGUUGGACUCAUUCGCGUCAACAUAUCAUUCAACUGUGAUGAACUGUACAGUCUCUUUAUAUUCUGUAUGUACAACGUACUAGUAGAUAAUAAUAAUAUUUAAUCCGAUAAUAUUAUUUAUCUCUAUCGCCUAUGUUCCAUACGUUGUCAAGUGUUUUUUCUACGUAUUUUAAUCCUGACUCUGCAACUGUAUGUACAUUUUUAUAAACGGUAUCAGAAAAAAAGCAGAAAGUCUAUUAAACAGUAUGUCAGUGCUCUUUA
This is a messenger RNA of Harpegnathos saltator (Jerdon's jumping ant), 897 nucleotides long. RefSeq names its product tRNA-specific adenosine deaminase 2. Lineage: Eukaryota; Metazoa; Arthropoda; Insecta; Hymenoptera; Formicidae. Gene Ontology annotation, molecular function: tRNA-specific adenosine-34 deaminase activity. The transcript has a single exon. Gene Ontology annotation, cellular component: cytoplasm; nucleus. The coding region runs from base 1 to 528 and encodes 175 amino acids. The record is from RefSeq and is a predicted model, not a curated record. Gene Ontology annotation, biological process: tRNA wobble adenosine to inosine editing.